Galendromus occidentalis (western predatory mite) is the source of this 3318-nucleotide messenger RNA. RefSeq names its product serine/threonine-protein kinase D3. NCBI's taxonomy places the organism in Eukaryota, Metazoa, Arthropoda, Arachnida, Mesostigmata, Phytoseiidae. The coding region runs from base 1 to 2562 and encodes 853 amino acids. Gene Ontology annotation, biological process: protein phosphorylation; phospholipase C-activating G protein-coupled receptor signaling pathway; intracellular signal transduction. The record is from RefSeq and is a predicted model, not a curated record. Gene Ontology annotation, molecular function: protein serine/threonine kinase activity; ATP binding. The transcript has 14 exons. Gene Ontology annotation, cellular component: cytosol.
AUGGAGCUCCCCAAACUCAAUAUACCGGCGCCCGAGAUAAAUUUCCUUAUGCAAAGCGGCAUCGUGCGAGACAGUGUUUCCAUCGAAACCGCCGAGCUUAACCUCAAAUCGCUCAAAGAUCUGGCGUGCAACUUCCUCGACCGGAAGUGUCCCGAACACGGUCUGACCCGACUGCCAGAGAGACUUUUACUGUUUCGACAUGACUACAAUCAAGAUAACUUACUCAUCCCAAUCAACACCGUCUCCGAGAUAACCGAGGGUUGUCUGGUAGAAAUAAUCGUUUCGUCAAAAGAGCUAUCCGACGAAAUAGAAAUCCGACCUCAUUGCCUAAAAAUCCAUUCCUACAAGUCUCCGACAUUUUGUGACUUUUGUGGCGAAAUGCUCUUCGGACUUGCUCGGCAAGGUUUGAAAUGCGACGGUUGCGGACAGAACUUCCACAAACGCUGCGCCUACAAGAUCCCCAACAAUUGCACGCACACUCGGAGAAGACGGUCAUCUACCUACCUGCCGGCGACGCCCACGAAGCCGUCACCCAGUUCCGAAUUCAAAGACAAGCUGGGCAACGAGAUCUCGCGCGCGGCGUCAUCCAUCCCAGCAUUCAUCGAUGACCACAGCGUGUUGCUCUCGACGCCACCGAACCGCGAUAAACGCUCACCGUCAUUGAAUAUGGGUCGACCAGUGUGGGUAGAACGCGAAUUGGCAGGCAGGAUUCGAAUCCCGCACACCUUCGUUGUCCACUCGUAUACAAAGCUCACAAUGUGCAUGCACUGCAAGAAGUUACUCAAAGGCUUCUUCCGUCAGGGUGUUCAAUGCAAAGACUGCAGAUUCAACGCGCACCGGAAAUGCGAGGAAAAAGUUCCGAUGGACUGUCCUGGGGAAGCUCCGAAAGGCUGGAAUCCUGAAUUCACGGUGGAACUUGACUUGCCGGCAAACAAGACCGGCGACGCCGAUAGCGAUAACGACUUGGACGACGAAUCGCUGUCAACCGCCGAGAAUUCGAAACAAGGUUCUCAAGAAUCGCAGGAAUCACAAGAUGAGAAGCAAGCUCUGAAUGAAAGUUCAUCGAACAACAUUCCUCUCAUGCGAAUCGUGCAGUCGGUGAAGCACACGAAAAAACGCGGCAGUGGAGCCAUUAUAAAGGAGGGCUGGCUCGUUCACUUCACCGACAAGGACGCGCUACGGAAGCGUCACUACUGUCGUCUCGACACCAAUGCACUCACAUUCUAUCAGAGCGAACACUCGAGCAACUACUACAAAGAAAUUCUUCUGACGAACGUCGUCGUAUUGGCACUCCGCAACGAAUCGAACCCGCAACAAUUCUGCUUCGAGUUGAAAACUCCCACCUGCACUUUUUUCGUGGGCGAUGAACGCGACAAAAGUUGGGAAACCGCCAUCCGACAGGCCUUGUUACCAGUAACCGCGACUCAAGCCAAACCUUCCGAAACGGCGGAUUCUCCCGCCGACGGCAGUCAGGGUUCAAACGUCGACAUCAGUCUCCGCUAUCAAAUCUUCCCCGAUGAGGUGCUCGGCUCGGGCCAGUUCGGAAUCGUCUACGGUGGGGUUCACCGAGUAACACAGAAGCCCGUUGCAAUUAAGGUGAUCGACAAACUUCGGUUUCCAACGAAACAGGAAGCUCAACUCAAGAACGAAGUGUCAAUACUUCAAAAUAUUCAACAUCCUGGAGUCGUAACACUCGAGCGGAUGUACGAAACUCCGGAACGAAUUUUCGUCGUGAUGGAGAAACUCAAAGGCGACAUGUUAGAGAUGAUUCUGCAAUGUUCCAAGGGACGGCUUACGGAACGCACAACCCGUUUCCUGAUAUAUCAAAUCCUGAUGGCGCUGAAAUUUCUUCAUUCCAAGAACAUUGUUCACUGCGAUCUUAAGCCGGAGAAUGUGCUCCUUAGCAGUGACAACGACUUGCCCCAGGUGAAACUCUGUGAUUUCGGAUUCGCCAGAAUAAUUGGUGAAACGAGUUUUCGUCGAUCAGUAGUUGGCACACCUGCUUAUCUCGCUCCAGAGGUGCUUCGUGAUAAAGGCUAUAAUAGGUCCCUCGACAUGUGGUCGGUGGGCGUCAUUAUCUAUGUCAGUCUAUCUGGAACUUUCCCCUUCAACGAGGACGAGGAUAUCAACGAUCAAAUCCAGAACGCCGACUUCAUGUAUCCACCGCAGCCUUGGAAAGAGAUUUCGGUCGAUGCAGUUGAUCUUAUCAGUAACCUCUUACAGGUUAAGACAAGAAAACGCUUCACGGUCGACAAAUCUCUCGCGCAUACGUGGCUGCAAAACUAUCAGAUGUGGACGGAUUUGAUCCACCUCGAAAGCCAAGUGGGAGUUCGCUAUCUCACGCAUGAAUCGGAUGACGCUUUCUGGGAGAGCUUUGCUUUAAAGAACCACCUUGAUCUUCCCGAUCGUCCGCCAUGCCACGAGAAGUCUGCAUCGGAAGCAAGCGGUGCUGAGGCGAACGCACAACACGCUCCCGUGCGGCAGAAGCUCUCGGUGCAAACCGAAGUGUCGGAACCGACGACACCGACGACCGAUCAGCAGUUCAAUAGGAUCAAACUCUGAACGUCGGGAACCGAUAUCCUGAAGCAGCAGCAGUCGAACCCUCUCGGUUGCGUCCUCUCGCUCUCCUAGUCUCCGAAUCAAUGUCUGAGGGAGUCGUACCGGGAGCCCUGGCCCAUCUUUGCACAAUCACUGCGUCUCGGAUGACUUGCACUUCCAGCACCGACGACUGUCGUCCUCUUGUGUCGUGACUACACUUUCUCGGAAUCAGCAAGGAUUCGCACCCGGUUCGGACCCCCAUACACACAGUCUACAGGGUGAUCCCCUACGAAUGAUCACGUAGCUUUUAGGCACAUAGCCAGCGUAGAGAUUAGUGCUCCUUCUUCCGGCCCAGUAAGGAUGUUACAUUCCGACGACUGUAUUGUUAUACUCUUUUAAGACGAAUUGUUGAUGCGAAUAAUGAAUUACCCGAAAAUACGUCUGCAUGUCCCAUUUGUAUGAACAAUAAUGAAUCGAUCGAGUGAUACUGAUUUGGAUGGAUUUAGAGAGGACCGGACAACGAACUGCCGCGCUGUCUCUCGAAUGACUGGCUAUGAUACUUAGAAAUUGAAGCCCUUCUCAAAUAAUUAGAGCCAAUUCUAACUUUGUUCGUCAAUCAUCUUGCAUCGCCUCCUCUAUAAUGGUGAUGAUAUUGUUAUCUCAAUAACCGUUCUUCUUUUCAACGGAGCACUUGAACUACAAAAACCCGAUGCUGGGGCGACUGGAAUACCGGAUAUUCCGCGCCACAUAUCUGAGACUCUAGAUAUCGAAAUGACAAUU